Sordaria macrospora k-hell is the source of this 759-nucleotide messenger RNA. RefSeq lists its product as uncharacterized. Lineage: Eukaryota; Fungi; Ascomycota; Sordariomycetes; Sordariales; Sordariaceae. The record is from RefSeq and is a predicted model, not a curated record. Gene Ontology annotation, cellular component: cytoplasm; membrane.
AUGCCCAAGCAAGCAGCAGCAGCAGCUCCCGCAAAGAAAGAUGAUAACGAGCUAUCGCCUAUCGUCAAAGCCACGCUACAAGCGUCAGUCAUUGCGGGAAUAUCAAACGUUCUCGCCCAGGCCAUCAGUGCCUACAAAGAUGGUACGCCUUUGGUGAUUGACUGGGUUCCUGUGUUCCAGUUCUUCCUGUUUGGUGUGAUUUCCACGCCUCCCAAUUUCUUGUGGCAAGGCCUCCUCGAAAGCACUUUCCCCUCGCACCACCUCGCCCCCACGCCCACCGCCAUCGACUCGGCCUCCCGCUCCGACGAAAAGUCGCUCGACGACUCGGCCACCCUCGGCACGCUCGUCGAACCGCGUCUCAACAAACUCAACACCUUCAUGAAAUGGUUCCUCGACCAGACCCUGGGGGCCGCCGUCAACACCCUGCUCUUCAGCAUGUUCAUGCACGGCACGCAGUCCGCCAUGGAGCACCGGGCCGCUUCCUCCUUCGGCACUGACCCCUCUCAGAGUCUGUGGUUCUUGAUCGACGGAAUCACGAAGGGCAACGCGAUCCAGUACCACUCGGUUAACUGGAACUGGGUGUGGGAGGAGUCCAAGAGGGAGUUUGUGGACCUGGUGCUGGCCAGCUGGAAGUUUUGGCCGUUUGUGAGUAUUGUUAAUUUUGCGGUUCUGAAAACGGUGGCGGCAAGGAGUUUGGCGGGAAAUCUUGCGGGCAUUGCGUGGGGGGUUUAUAUGAGUUUGUUUGCUUCUGCGCAGUAA